This is a messenger RNA of Sphaeroforma arctica JP610, 263 nucleotides long. RefSeq lists its product as hypothetical. The transcript has a single exon. The annotation marks the transcript as partial. The record is from RefSeq and is a predicted model, not a curated record. NCBI's taxonomy places the organism in Eukaryota, Ichthyosporea, Ichthyophonida.
AUGUCCAUCACCCGCCAGCGUCUCAACGCCUACAAAGAACAACACUACCGGUCUUCUCUGAGCUUGUUCCUGGCUGCGUAUCUCUUCAAGCAGACCUUCUCAGUGCCCGGUUCCGCGGCCAUGAAUAUCUUGGCUGGAAUUCUGUGGGGGUUUUGGCCCGGACUAGUUAUAGUGUGCUGUACUACCACAUGUGGUGCGUGCUUGUGCUAUUUCCUGUCGAAGGCGAUGUUGGGUCGCUUUGUGCGCGAAUACUUCCCGCAUUG